ACUUCCUUCCUGUUCUAACUGCCAGUAUUCAGAAGUCACAGUUGAGAGAAGGCAGAGGCACCCCGGACAGACUGAACCACUGAAUAGAUCAAAAUGACCGAAGAGACCCCAGAACCACACCUUGAGGAGGGUGAUGAUGAACUGGACAGCAAGCUCAAUUAUAAGCCUCCUCCUCAGAAGUCACUGAAAGAGCUGCAGGAAAUGGACAAAGAUGAUGAAAGCCUAACUAAGUAUAAGAAAACGCUCCUAGGGGAUGGCCCUGUGGUGGCAGACCCAUCAGCUCCCAAUGUCACUGUCACCCGCCUUACCUUGGUUUGUGAGAGUGCUCCUGGACCAAUCACCAUGGACCUUACUGGGGAUCUUGAAGCCUUCAAAAAAGAAACUUUUGUGCUCAAGGAAGGUGUUGAAUAUAGAGUCAAAAUUCACUUCAAAGUGAACAAGGACAUUGUGUCAGGCCUGAAAUAUGUUCAGCACACCUACCGAACUGGGAUGAAAGUGGAUAAAGCAGUAUAUAUGGUUGGCAGCUAUGGACCUCGGCUAGAGGAAUAUGAGUUCCUAACUCCUAUGGAGGAGGCUCCCAAGGGCAUGUUGGCCAGAGGCACUUACCACAACAAGUCCUUCUUCACUGAUGAUGACAAGCAUGACCAUCUUACCUGGGAGUGGAACCUGUCCAUUAAGAAGGAGUGGACAGAAUAAGUGUCUCUGCCAUCCCUUUCCCUGGCAUUGCCACCCAGAAGAAUCAGCUCAGCCAUGGUCAUUGUCACUGCCCUGUUCCUCCUCCCUGUUCACAGCAGCUUCCCUUCGCUCUAGUUUCCCCACAUUUUCUUAUUGAUGCAUCUUAUCCCAUGUUCUCUAUCAAAAUAGGCAGUAAAACAAACUGUCAUAUUUGGCACUAGUGAGCCUGGCACCAGGAUGGAAUGGAAUCCCAUAGACCACAGCAUAAAACUGAUGCUCCUAUGCUUAUUAUAUAUGGCCCCCUGUAAUCAGUUUCAGCAUGUUUUUCAAGAUUAAGGCCAAGAUUAAUGCAGGCUUUAAUCCUGCCCACUCCUCACCGCCCAUCCUGGCCAGGUCUUCAAAGGUAUCUGUCUAUCUAUCUAUCUAUCUAUCUAUCUAUCUAUCUAUCUAUCUAUCUAGUGAUCUAUUAUCUAUUUCUCUCUUAUGCUCAUUACAGCAAUCCCCACUAGGCCAAGAAGUGUUCAAGUCACCACUAAUGGUACUCUCAUUUGGGUUCCCAUAGCUCUUCCCAUCCCUAAAUUCUUCUAAUCACAUUCCCUGCCAAACGGGUUUUGUUUUUUUUUUUUUUCUGUAAACUCCACAAAAGAAAAAGCAAUAAAGCAAUUGUAUGAUCUGAC
Molecule: messenger RNA, 1352 nt
Organism: Talpa occidentalis (Iberian mole)
Lineage: Eukaryota; Metazoa; Chordata; Mammalia; Eulipotyphla; Talpidae
Gene: ARHGDIB
Product: Rho GDP dissociation inhibitor beta
Exons: 6
Coding region: 94-696 (200 amino acids)
Biological process (GO): Rho protein signal transduction
Cellular component (GO): cytoplasm; cytosol; membrane
Molecular function (GO): protein binding; Rho GDP-dissociation inhibitor activity
Source: RefSeq, a predicted model, not a curated record